AUGUGUCUCAUAAUCAGCACCACCGCGUUCAAAAGCUCCAGAAACAAAUCUACUGCCUUGAGUAAAAAGAUGGACAGCAUCAUGAUCGACGCUACGACGGGCGUCGUUGGGGUCAAAACGCUCAUUUGGCACAUCAUGCCGGAACUCCAUAGCUCUUCGGUACUGAAAGGCGUGCAUCGCGCCUUGGAGGGCUCCGGCGCCUCGAUGGACAGAACCCUGAUCAAUGGGAGGUUCACCAAAACAGCCACGGUUGACCUGUGCUGCGACAUUCUCGAUAAGAUGAGCGGCGCGAGUUGGCAGCAGUGGCGGCAGUCGUCGGGUCCGGCCUUCAAGAAUGCUCUCCGCGAGCGCGUCGCCAGUGUUGUCUCAUCCGGUCAAGUCGAGCAAGCUCACCCACCGGUGCAGCAGGCGGAGGAGGGGGUCGAGAAGAAGGCAGUCGUUCUGCGCAAGGCGCUUCGGGCCAUGAAUAUUGAAGGGUCGGUUCGGGUGGAUGAAAAUACGGGGAUGCUGUCCGACAUCGACGUCAUCAACAUGCUGUGCCCGGGUGCGUCUCCGGAAGACGCUGCACACAUGCUUACCCGUGUCCUUGAAAAAGAGGCUGCGGGUGGCGCAAACAACCAUGGACCAACGGUACAUGGUCCGGUAGCCCUUGCUGAUCGUAUCAAACGUAUCAAGAUCAACGGUAAAGGCAACCCUACCCCGGUAAGCGACGCCCCGACGGCCAUCGAGAUCAUUUGGCUGCUCCCCGCGCGCGCCGCACGCGAGUUCCGCAAGCAGUCCGCCGACACCAUCGCGCGCGUCCUCGGUGGCGAUGUCUCGCUGUGCGCCGAGAUAGAGCAGCGAUGUGCGCGCCUGCAGAACACCGAGGACGGCAGGGCGUACCAGUCUGUCAUGACGGGACAAGCGCCGACCAAAAAGCACAAGUCAUUGCCGGAAUGGUUCGAGUACGCCACGAGCGACCAGAAGAGCGCUUAUGUUGCGGCCAAAGUCAAGAAGAGCGUGGUCGUGACUGAACUUGAGAUGCACGAGGUGUGUAAGGUUGGCUUGGAGUCGGUCGGUCAGUUCGCUGGGCGUGACGAAAUCGAGUACGCCGAUAGGAUCCGGGACACGCAGAGGCGCGCGAGCAGGGCUGACAACCUCUUGGGCGCCCCGGCCCCAUCCCCGGGGGAUGUCGGUGAUUCUUCCACGCUCAUCGCGACCCCUUUUGAUAACUCGAUCGACCCGGAGACAGGGAAGCUCAUCGCGACGCACAAGGUCAGCGCAAGCGUUCGGGGUCCGGAGACAUCCAUCUGCGUGGAGGCGGCAAAGCUCGGCAUAUCGACCGGAGAAAGGGCGGGACAGGUCGGCAAAGUGGCCAAGCGCCUGUAUGGCCAAAAGUACGGCGAGGAAGCCAACCGCGACAUUCCGACGAGGCACACUACCUUCAGGGGAAAGCCUUUUGUCGAAAGGACCUAUUUUUCACGCGACGCCGAUCUUAUUCAGCAAGCGAUCCGCAUCGUUUGCUGCCCCGGCCAAGUUAGCACGCCGUGA
Messenger RNA from Ectocarpus siliculosus, 1530 nucleotides. NCBI's taxonomy places the organism in Eukaryota, Phaeophyceae, Ectocarpales, Ectocarpaceae. The record is from the annotation of a GenBank genome assembly.